This is a messenger RNA of Kluyveromyces marxianus DMKU3-1042, 4302 nucleotides long. It is a transcript of the gene POL1, whose product is annotated as DNA-directed DNA polymerase alpha catalytic subunit POL1. Gene Ontology annotation, biological process: DNA replication; leading strand elongation; mitotic DNA replication initiation. The transcript has a single exon. Gene Ontology annotation, molecular function: chromatin binding; DNA replication origin binding; purine nucleotide binding. The record is from RefSeq and is a predicted model, not a curated record. Gene Ontology annotation, cellular component: alpha DNA polymerase:primase complex. Lineage: Eukaryota; Fungi; Ascomycota; Saccharomycetes; Saccharomycetales; Saccharomycetaceae. Bases 1 to 4302 code for a protein of 1433 amino acids.
AUGAGCUCUAAGAAUAAACUUGAGCAGUUGAGAAGGCUGCAACAGGCCAGAAAGCACAAAUCCAGCAAGGAUAUCUUGGAUGAACAAUUAGAAGAGGAAAACGUGUAUGACCUGAUCGAUGAAGACCAAUACAGAAACCGGAAAAGACAGGAAUUGUUGAGGGAUGACUUCAUUGAGGAUGAUGAUGGAAGUGGGUACGUUGACCGCGGUGUUGAUGAAUGGAACGAACAAGAGGAAUAUUACUCUGACGAGGAUAUUUACAAUGGUAAAGGUGAGAAGCAAGGGAAGAAGGGCUCGAGUAAGAAUGGAAACAAGGGCAAGGACACCAUUUCAGAUAUUAUAAAGCAGCAGAAUGUUAAGAGAAAGAUAGCUGCCCCUGAAAAGAAACAGAGGAAAGUGGCUCUUGAUGAAUUUGAUGAUAUAUUGAACGAAUUUGACUCGGAGCCAUUGGUGAAGAAACCUAAACUGGUGAUACCUAAGAAACAACUUGACAGUAGCCCAUCAGUGAGCUUCAAGACAUCACAACCAGAUACGUCACCACUUAAGGGGAAGGAGACAGUGUUGUCUAGGAUGAGCAGUGUUGUGCCCUCUGGAUCUGACGGUAUUGAGGAAGACAAUGAUAUAGCUUCGCUGCUAGAAAAUGUCGGUAGUUCUCCAUCAAUGAAAAAACAAAAGGCCUAUGAUAGUGUAGAAGACGAAGAUGAUGAAGAUGACGAAGAUGAAAUCCACUUCAAUAGAAGGAAAGUGAAGAGUGUUGCGGCACAAAGACAACUGAAUAUACAUGCAAAAGCAGCUGUUCCAGUGACCUCAUCACCAACAUAUGUGACAGCCCCAAACACCCCAAUUUCUAGUUCUGUGAGACCCUCUUCUGGGGUUGAAAUUUCGAGAACCAGCAUGAGGCAAAGGAUUCCGACUGAAGAUAUAGUUGAUUCAGACACAGGUAAGUUCAAGUUCUUUUGGACAGAUUUCUCUGAAAUCGAGUCUUCUUUGAUUCUAUUCGGUAAAGUCAGGACAAAGAAGGAUCAAUUUGUAAGCGCAAUGGUUCAAGUAAGUGGUUUUAAUAGAGAGCUAUACUUUUUACCAAGAGAGGGUAAAACGCCAUCGGAUGUGCAUAAAGAAAUCAUUCCUCUAUUAUUAGAUAAAUAUGGUUUAGAAUCCUUACGUGCUAAGCCAGAAAAGAAAAAGUACGCUUUCGAACUUCCAGGGAUUCCUCAUGAAGCAGAAUAUCUAAAAGUUCUACUACCUUUCAACACUCCGAAAUGUAAAUCAAGUGCUAUUCCAUCUGAUCUACAAGGUGACACAUUCAAACAUGUGUUUGGUGGUAAUACAACCAUGUUCGAGAAUUUUGUCAUUCAGCGUAAGAUUAUGGGGCCCUGUUGGUUAGAGAUAUCUGACGGUGAUUUUGAUUCUGUACAAGGAGCUUCUCAUUGUAACGUCGAAGUGACCGUGAAAUCUCCAAAUUCAAUAACUCCAACUAAUGAAAAGCAAUCUCCAGCCUUGAACUGUGUGUCGCUAGCUAUUCAAACCGUUAUGAACUCCAAAGAAAAUAAACAAGAGAUUGUUUCUAUAAGUAUGGCAGUCUUCAAGAAUUUACCACAAGAUUCUUCAAUACCUAAAGAUUUAAAGCCCAAUGAAGUUGUCACACUUGUAAGGCCACCCCAAGGAUCCACUUUCCCACCGCUACUGGGAGCAAAGUCUAAGAAAGAAUUGCCCGGAAAUGUACGUCUGUUUAACAAUGAAAAGACAUUAUUAAAUUGCUUCUGUGCUCUUUUGAAAGUGAAUGAUCCGGAUGUGAUAAUUGGACAUAGGUUGGAAAGUGUCAUUCUUGAUGUUCUUGCCCAUAGAGCACAUGAACUAAACAUUCCUCAAUUUAGCGUAUUUGGGAGAAGGAUGCGUAAAGCUUGGCCAGAUAGAUUUGGAAAGUAUAAUAACAACAUGACACAGUUUAUCAUUAGAGACCUAUUCGCUGGUAGAUUGCUUUGUGAUAUUUCAAACGAAAUGGGUCAAUCUUUGACUCAGAAGUGUCAGAACUGGGAACUCAAUGAAAUGUAUCAAAUAUCGUGUGGCAUUGAAAGAAAGUCGCUUGAAAUAAAUUAUUUGAGCCCAAUAUACCAAGAAGACGAAUCGCAAAUGAUUCUAGCUUUAGGUGAAAAUAUUGAAAACUCUAUAAUAACUGCGGAAGUUGCCUUCAGAAUCCAGAUUCUUUCUUUAACCAAGCAAUUGACAAACCUAGCGGGGAACGGAUGGAGACAGACACUAGGUGGUACCAGAGCUGGUCGUAAUGAAUACAUUUUGCUGCAUGAAUUUAAUAGAAAUGGCUAUAUUUUACCAGAUAAGGAAACCAAGCAGAUGAAACAAGAAAGACAACAGAAAACUGAAGACUUGGAAGAACCUGUUGUAUCCAGUAAGAAAUCAAAAUACCAAGGUGGUUUAGUCUUUGAGCCAGAGAAAGGUUUGCAUAAGAAUUAUAUUUUAGUUAUGGAUUUCAACUCUUUGUAUCCUUCCAUCAUUCAAGAAUUCAAUAUUUGUUUCACUACUGUUACUAGGGAUCCUAAUAAUAUUGAAGAGCUUCCGGAUGUUCCUUCUCAGGAUAAUCCUCAGGGUGUUUUACCUCGGUUAUUAGCAAACCUUGUUCAAAGGCGUAGAGAAGUUAAAAACUUGAUGAAGAAUGAAAAUGACCCUGCAAAGAGGGCGCAAUAUGAUAUUAGGCAACAGGCAUUAAAGUUAACGGCAAACUCUAUGUACGGUUGUUUGGGUUAUGUGAAUAGUAGAUUUUAUGCCAAACCAUUGGCCAUGCUUGUUACUAAUAAAGGUAGAGAAAUUCUUAUGAACACAAGACAACUGGCGGAAAGUCUGGGCUUGACUGUGGUUUACGGUGAUACAGACUCUGUGAUGAUCAGUACAGGGUGUGAUAAUUACAAAGAUGCCAUUAAAAUUGGUGAAAACUUCAAGAAACUGGUCAAUGAAAGAUACAGUUUACUCGAGAUCGAUAUAGAUAAUGUCUUUAAGAGACUCUUGCUUCAUGCUAAGAAAAAGUACGCAGCAUUGAACGUUACGAUCGACAAACAAAAUAACGAGAAGACCACAUUAGAGGUGAAGGGUCUUGAUAUGAAACGUCGUGAGUUUUGUCCAUUGUCUAAGGAGGUAUCUACGCAUGUCCUGAACAUUUUACUUUCAGACAAGGAUUCUGAGACUGCUUUGCAGGAGAUUUAUGCGUACAUGGAGGAUAUCAGGCAAAAGGUCGAGAACAACGAAAUCAGAAUGGACAAGUAUAAGAUAAACACAAAACUAUCGAAAGAUCCUAAGUCAUAUCCUGGUGGUAAAAACAUGCCUGCUGUCCAGGUUGCCUUGCGGAUGAGAGAGGCAGGUCGGGUUGUGAAGGCCGGUUCGGUUAUAACUUUUGUCAUCACCAAGGGAAACAAUGAAACGUCACAAGAAGCUGACCAAGCAAGCGUUGCCGAAAGAGCUAGAGCAUUGAACGAGGUUAUGAAUAAGAAGAACGGACUACACCCGGACCCUGUGUAUUACCUAGGAAAGCAGAUCUUCUCUCCAGUGGAGAGAUUACUGGAACGUAUUGAGAGUUUCGAUAUUGUUAGACUAAGUGAAGCUCUAGGGCUCGACAGCAGAAAGUACAUAAACCGUGGUGGCACCAAUGGCGAAUUAAACGGCAACGGCAUAGAUAAUCUACAGCCUUUAGAGACCACUAUAUCUGACGAAGAGAGGUUUGGCGAUAGUGUCUCAUUGGAACUGGCAUGUCCAAGCUGCAGUGCCAAGUUUGCAUUCGGCGGGAUCGUUGCAUCCAACGACUACAGGGUCGUAUAUUCGGGCAUUCAAUGUACCAAAUGUAGCCAUAUCCUGACCCCGAUCCAAGUCACAUCCCAACUAGAACGAGUCAUUCGCGCCCAUAUCUCUCUGUACUAUGCCAGCUGGGUGAGAUGCGACGACUCUACCUGCGGUAACGUCACAAGACAGAUAUCGGUUUUCGGUAAACGGUGUCUGAUGGACGGUUGUACUGGUGUUAUGAGCUAUAAGUACUCCGACAAACGUCUGUACAACCAGAUGCUUUACUUCCAGUCACUAUUUGACUUAAACAAGAACAAGACUCAGGCAUUGAAGCCACUCUACCAUCCAGGAGACAAGAAUGCCCCAGAGAAACCACUCUCUCAUUCCGAGAUCCAGGCUCUCGCAGAACAAAACAGAUCUCUAUUCGAAACCGCAAAGCAAGUGGUAGAAAAAUACCUGAGUGACUGUGGACGCGCAUACGUUGACAUGGGAAGCAUAUUCGACUUCAUGCAACAAUAG